Molecule: messenger RNA, 786 nt
Organism: Miscanthus lutarioriparius
Lineage: Eukaryota; Viridiplantae; Streptophyta; Magnoliopsida; Poales; Poaceae
Source: the annotation of a GenBank genome assembly
AUGGCACUCGUCUCCGCCUCCUCGUCCUCCACCACCGUCGUCGCGGCGCUCCCCAGGAAUGGGCAGCGGGCGUCGUCCUCCUUCCUCGGCGGCAAGACGCUGCUGAGGCAGGCCACCGAGGCGGCCCGGCCGUCGUUCGCCGUGCGCGCCGCGGCGGACCCCAACAGGCCGAUCUGGUUCCCCGGCAGCACCCCUCCGCCGUGGCUCGACGGCAGCCUUCCCGGCGACUUCGGCUUUGAUCCCUGGGGCCUCGGAUCUGACCCGGAGAGCCUGCGGUGGAACGUGCAGGCGGAGCUGGUGCACUGCCGGUGGGCGAUGCUCGGCGCGGCGGGCAUCUUCAUCCCGGAGUUCUUGACCAAGAUCGGCAUCCUCAACACGCCCUUCUGGUACACCGCCGGCGAGCAGCAGUACUUCACCGACACCACCACCCUCUUCAUCAUCGAGCUCAUCCUCAUCGGCUGGGCCGAGGGCCGCCGCUGGGCUGACAUCAUCAAGCCCGGAAGCGUCAACACCGACCCCAUCUUCCCCAGCAACAAGCUCACCGGCACCGACGUCGGGUACCCUGGUGGCCUGUGGUUUGACCCGCUCGGCUGGGGCAGCGGCUCGCCGGAGAAGAUCAAGGAGCUGCGCACGAAGGAGAUCAAGAACGGACGCCUCGCUAUGCUCGCCGUCAUGGGCGCCUGGUUCCAGGCGGAGUACACCGGCACCGGCCCCAUCGACAACCUCUUCGCCCACCUCGCCGACCCCGGCCACGCCACCAUCUUCCAGGCCUUCACCCCCAAAUGA